UCCCCUGUUGCCAUUGAUUAUUGGCAGUACACAUGCAAACGCUGUCUUUCGCGUGUUUUGGAAUGAAAAUAACUGCAGUGACACCAACCGUUUUGUGGAAUGACGCAUCAUGUUGCUUGCUGGUGGUAGUGGAAGGACUGGGAACAUUCUAAAAAGUAGCCCGCACUGUUCGUGUUUGGAACACGUAUUCAGGCAUGUAAUCUUUCCUGACUCGAUACAGUGUUGCCAGGACACCAAGGGAGAGGGAAAGCUUUAUUCUACAGUAGGCUAAAGGCUAUGGGUGUGAAACUGCACUCACUCAAUUCUACAAAUAUCAUAGUCUUGUUUAAAACUAAAUACAAUGGGGACAUCUGGAACUAAUGCAGUCGAAUUCUCAGGGGAAGAGGAGGAAGAAGAGGAGGAAUACUAUGAAUUUGAGCAUCUACCUCCACUCCUUGAAGAUGAGGAGAAUGUGUCCCUGGCAGAUAUCCUGUUGUUGCGGGACACCUGUCUGAUGGAACAGGAGGUGUGGGCGGUGUGUGUGGAGUGUGUCCUGGCCCUGCAGAGUAUCGCCCCAUCGUCCCUCUUCCACACCCUGUGCAUCACACCCGACACCCUGGCCUUCAACGCCCAUGGCAAUGUGUGCUUUAUGGAGCAGCUCAGUGAUGAUCCUGAGGGAUCGUUUAUACCUCCAGAGUUUGACAAGACUGGCAGUACCUUUGAGGGACACAUGUACUCUCUGGGCUCCACCCUCUCUGCUGCGCUGGACUUUGUCAUUGAGCCAGAACUGGAGGCAGAGCUGGGGGAGGAGAUUCAGAGACUGCUGGAGCAGAUGCAGGAAGAGGGGCCAGAGGACAGGCCACUCCUGCAGGACAUCCUCUCCCUUGCAGAGGAAAAGCUAGUACAUACCUCUUCCACAGCCCUGUGCCGGAAACUCUCUUCUAUUGGAAGAAGAGUCCUGUCAAUCGAAUCUGUUGCAACAUUUCAAGAUGGGUGGGAUAGCUCUCGGGAGGCUCGAUGGCGGCAGAACAAAUCCAACUGGCAGCUCCACAAAAGCAUCAGCUCUGAGGACAGUAGCUUCAAAGACCAGUGCAUUGUCUCAGAUACCACAGCUGAGAACUCAGACCCCAACGACCCCAACGGACCUCUCCGGCAUCACAUAUGUGGGGUCUGGGACUCCACCCUAUGGGCUGACGGUAUGGGGGAUGUGGAAGAGGAUGGAUGUGUGAUAGAGGAGGACAUGUUUGGUUCGCAGUUGGAUAGCAGAUCUCAGAACAGUUCCCCUGUACGCAGGAGGGAUCAGGAGAGGGCUGGGAGGGUAAGGGGGGUUCUGAAUCGUUCCUGCUCAGUCCCAGACUCCAAUAAUCCCCCCGCACUCCCGCCCACGCCCCACGGGGAUAUCAGUGUCAAUGUAUCGGACCUCACGGAGAUAGGAGCUGAGGAAUGCAUGGGGCACAGGUCUGUUUGGAGGAAGAGAGGGGAUAGAGAGAAAGCCCCUUAUGAGUGCAGUGACUCCAAGCAAUGGGGCUCAGUGAGAGACAAUGAGAUGUCAGAAGGGGACAGACAUUCUCACCUGCCCAUAUGUGGUGGUGAAACAGAUUCAGACGGUCAAAAUGGAACACGUGAUGAUCCCACUUUGUCCCGCCCAGCUCAAGACCCGGAAGUGUCGGUUGACUCUGCUUGCAACGUGACUUUAACCUCAACCCUUCACACUUCAAAUAAUCACAUGACUAAAAGCAUGCUGUGCCUCAAUGAAACAUCUCAAGAUGAGUGGAUCUCUCUGAGGGAUCUACUCACACAGAGUGGGCAGAGAUUGUCUGUUAAUGAGCUAUGGGCCCUGUGUCAUACCUGCCUCUCCACACUGCAGACGUACUUAGACUACCCAGCGUACUUAUGCCUGGACACAAUGUAUGUGGGUUGUCAGGGAGAAGUUCUCUUCUUGAAACCUAAAAACACAGGAUCCUGUGAUGCAUUUUAUCUGGCGCCUGAAUUCCAGGAGCAUGGAAUCGUAACUGAAAAGGCCUGUGUCUAUGGGGUGGCUGCCAUCCUAUGGGCCACGGCCAAGUUCAAUCUGUCAGCCAAUCAAAAACUGACUAUGCCCAGCAAGUUGAAGAGGCUGCUGCUGGAGAUGGCCAAGAGGACGCCCUUCGAGAGACCCUCCAUUGCCAUAGCUAAAAAGAGCUGUUGUGAUUAUCUAUCACGCCAAGGAACGAACUCUGAGACAGUGUGGACGAAGCUGAUCAACAGAGUCCACCCGCCACUCACAAAGGACAUUGAUGCAGAGGAUCAGAAUGGAUUGGACAGUAGAGGAAGCUCAAGUCAGGAAUCAACACAUAUCAAGAGUGGGUUUGUGCCCAUGGCUACUGAGAGCCGAUUGGCUCCUGUACCUGGCCCUGUUCCCCAUAGCUAUCCAAUCAGUGGAGCCCCCCAGCUUCCAGAGGCCUUCACCUCCCCUGCCACACACUUCACCCCCAUCGUCCUGACCAGGGAGGGGGACACUGAGGAAGAAACUCCCCUGUCUGCUUCAGACAUUGAGGGGACUAUAAGUGAAGUCACAAGAGGCAGUGACAUCCAGCCUAUGCAAGAGGCCAAGGACCCAGAAACUCUCUUACACCUUGAGGACCUACCCCUACCUCAGUCAGAUAGAGACCUACAGGACAACGGACAGGACAGCCCUGUCAAUCAAAACAACGUGGUCACACGCCACUCCUCCACCACCACCUCUAGCGGCAGGACAUUGGUCAACUCUCCACCUCCCGCCUCCCCCAAACUGACCACCCAGUUGUCUUUGUCUUCCUCUUUCCAAUCGUCAUCCUGCUCUCAUCUGACUGGUGGUGGUGUUUUCAACAACUUCCUCUUGCGUCAUGACCCACUAACAGGGCACCUAACCCUGGUGCCGGUGCAGAUAACAGUCGCUGAGUCUCUCCAUGGACUGGAGCUCAAUCUGUCCCUGACCUCAAGCUCCAGCUACUUCCAGGGUCAACCUACACAUCCAGGGGGCCCUAGAGACCAUCUGACCCCUCGUCAGGGAGCUGAACCCCUGCUGGCUUGCCUUAAUGGCAGCACCUGCAGCAGACCCUUGGACCCCUUAGUGUCCAUGUCCCAACCCCACAAUGGAGAGGAGGAGAGGACAGGAGAAUGUGAGGAUGAACCCCUAUCAGAGUCCCAUGGACCUCCUCAGGGAGACUCCCAUCCUCACCCCUCCCCACUGAUGCACCCUUCCCUACAAGAGGUUAUUGGCCUGCUCAGGGCAGAGUUUGCCUUUGAUGGCUAUCUGGAGAAUGGUGUGGAGGAUCUAGCAAUGGGGGAGUAUAUUCUGUCUCUGAAGGACCUACAGUACCAGACGUUCUGCAAUGUUGUGAAAGAGAAGUUCUGUGACCUUUACUGGGAUGAGGACUUAUUGGGAGUGCUACAUUGUGUGGUCAACUACAGCCAAUUCUCUCUAGGCUCUAAUGAAGGGUCACCAUCAAAGCCUUGGCAAAGGGCAGCCACCUCACCCAUGAGUGCUGCUGGCUGGAGAGGGGAGGAGAGGGACGCACCGCGGCGUGGUCAUGUCGACCUGAAUGGCAACCUGCACCACCGUGGACCUGUAGCUUCAGACGCGUGGGAGAAAUUUGAGAGAGACCAGAGGCCCCUGUCUACACACAGAGUAACAGAGACUGAACCUGAACAUAGAGAUACCGUAUCAGAGGAAGGUCAACAUAAUGGCUGCCCAGGAUUGAGAGCUGCUGAGUGUUUGGGUAAGGGGGCCAUGGAGAGUGCCGAGCAUCCAGGGGGGGUCAGCGAUGAAAGCCCCUCUGAAGCUGACUCUCUGUGGGGGACUGACGAGCCACUGAGGGUGGGCCACCUAGGCCAGAGGAGCCCUGACUGCACCGAGGACAUGGAGGACACAGAAUCUCUGGUGUCUGAGCGUCUCCUCUCCCCCUGCUCCGGAGCAGAGGAGUCUAGCCACAGCCUCAGCCCAGCCUGGGGCCUGGCCUUCUAUGGAGAAGACUGUUUUAGUCAUGAUGUGGUGGAAUAUGCUAUAACCCUGGGACAGCACAGUGAGUCACCGUGCCUGGAGCUGAAAACACAGGAGCUUCAACAGCAGCACAUGAUCGAGACGAAGAAUCUCAAAAAGACCCGAAAUUUCUACCAAAAGCUGCUCCAUCAAGAGAGAAAAAACAAAGGUUCAGAGGCUAGAUUGAUGCUGUCCAAACUCAAGGUCCAGCUUGUGGAGUUGAGGUCCAAAGUGGAGUUCCUUGACUGUGUAAAGAAAUAUCUUGAGGUUCUGAGUGUGGAUCAGUGGGGUAUGGAUGUGUCCCUCCUCCCCUCCCUGGCAGCCUCUGGUCCAGGGAGCCCUCUGGAUCUCCAGCCCUCAGAGGAGCCUGCCGUGCUGGGAUUGGUGUCUUUGUCUGGGGCAGGGAGAGGGAAGAGCAGCCUGCAGUCCGCCACACCCCUGGGUCUCAUGUCCUACCUCUAUGCCAGCAAUGCUCCAUUGGAGGGCUACAUCCAACAGUUCCUGUACACGUUCCGCUAUUUCUGCACCCCUCAAGAACUCCUUCAGUUCCUGAUGGACAAAUUCACCAAUGCAGCAGCAGCAGGAGGUGGUCCAGAUGUGUCAGGGGACCGUGCUAAGGUGUACCAUCGGAGUCUGGACGUGCUGCAAACCUGGCUGACUGACUGCAGAAUGGUGGACUUCAGCCGCAAGUCCAGCCUGCUGAUGACACUGAAAAACUUUCUCACCAAUGAAGUGUCUCCAGUAGACAGCAGAGGAGAGAGGCUUCUGACCACUCUUCAGAGCUCUCCCAGGAAGAGGUGGAGCCAAGGCUGUGGGAGCCCAAUCAGCAUGCAGGAGGAAGAUGAUGCACUGUCUGUCCAUACCUUAUGCAGAAAAUCAUAUAUUGAGGACUCUGGAAGGAAGAGUUUCCAGUGGAGAAUAUCCAGGGUGGUGGAGCCCCAGGCGACCCAGACCAAAGACCAGGCCUACUCCAUAGCAGCAGCCCUGCCGCGGCCCUGCUACACCUCCCUUAUGGAUGACAUCUCCAGUGCCCGCCUCAGAAGCGAGGAGAGACACCCCUUUAGUCAGAGUGAACACAGCGCCCAACACACGGCACAGCAACUCACUCUACUGCAGCAGGAAAUGUUUCAAGGCUGUCACCCCAUUAAUUUCCUCAACUCUAGAGCUCAAGGAGUCGGGGACAAAUCUUUUAGUGUCACCAAACAUGUGUCACACUCUAUACUUCCAGUAGAAGGCAGUAGUUUAUUUGUUAAUGAGGAAACGCCACAGGACAGCCACCUCCAACAGCUACUGAGAUAUGCUGACAGCGUCUCCAACUGGGUCUCUGCUGAAAUCGUCAUCUGUGAUUCGAUAAAGACCCAAGCGGCUUUGCUCACCAAGUUUCUGUUAAUUGCCAAACACUGCUAUGAAUCGAGAGACUUCGCCACGGCCAUGCAGGUCCUUGGAGGCCUGGAGAAUGUUUUUGUCAGGCAAUUACCCGCUUGGAAACAUCUGUCUACCAAGGUGUGUGAGGUCCUAGAGGAGCUGCGAGCCGUGCAGGUCUUUCUGAAGAGUGAUAACCUGUGUCUGAUGGGAGGAGAGCAUGUGAGGAGGAGACCCACCCUCCCUGCUGCCCACAUCCUGGCCAUGCACAUCCAGCAGCUGGAGAUCGGAGCCUUCACUCUGACCAGCGGCGCCUACAAGUGGCCAAAACUUAGGACCAUAGCGAAGGUGGUGAGUCAGGUGCAUGCGUUCCAGGAGACAGUGUACUCCUUCACUCCUGACCUGGAGCUGCAGGCCUAUCUAAGACUACGCAUCGCCCACCUCAGCGGCUGUGACAUCCCCCUGCUGGCUGCAGACAACGAGGCCAACUUCCACCACACCCCCACUGACCGACACACCCGCAGGAUCCAGGACACACUGAAGAGGGUGAAGGCCACCUUCCAAUGACCUACAGCCUUGCCUGAUCUAGGAUCAGUUUUGCCUUUUAGAUCAUAAUUAAUAUGAUUAUAUGGACAGAGGGGACCUGGUCCUAGAUCAGUACUCCUAAUGCUUUAUGAAUUCAGGCCCUGGUCGGACAACUACUCAAAAGACCCCAAACCCCUCACUGAGUUACUUUGGUAGCAGAGACUGGGUGGGUGUCUCUAUUUAUUGGUAAUAACUUUGAUGAAGACAUUAUGAGGACAGUCUUUAUUUGAACUCAAUGACGGAGCCACAUGAAGGCAUCCAAGGUUCAGCGGACUUCACUCUGAUUGUAUACAGUGAGAAGUCGAGCUCAAUCCCCCACAUUGCACCCCAUAGCCUGACAAUCCAUUGCACACCUCCAACUCCUUGAUUAUCUCCAAAGUAGAGUACAAAGUAAUCUGAAACAUAUCAUUGUUUCUUUUGAUGUUAGAAUGAGUAGAAAACAGUAUUCGACUUUUUAAAAUCCUUCUGGUGGAGGCAUAUGGAUCACAUUUCUCUCUCGUGUACACCAUUUUGAUUGCUAGUCUUUAAGACAACAUAAUGAUGAUAAUGUUUCAUAAUGAGAUGACAUGUCUUUAAUUGUGUUGUCAUGUAUUAUAGCUCAAUUCGAUUUUAAAAGUGAGAUAUUUUGAUACAAUCACAGAUAGAUAAUGACCAUUUUCAACUCUCCGGAGCACCAUCUAAAUGGUUGCACCCCUUUUGUAGUCCCGGGGAUACAUUUCCAAAUAUAUACAGUACCAGUCAAAUGUUUGGACACACCUACUCAU
Molecule: messenger RNA, 6690 nt
Organism: Coregonus clupeaformis (lake whitefish)
Lineage: Eukaryota; Metazoa; Chordata; Actinopteri; Salmoniformes; Salmonidae
Product: kinase non-catalytic C-lobe domain-containing protein 1-like
Exons: 30
Coding region: 341-5908 (1855 amino acids)
Biological process (GO): small GTPase-mediated signal transduction
Molecular function (GO): guanyl-nucleotide exchange factor activity
Source: RefSeq, a predicted model, not a curated record